AUGACCACUAUGGAAGAUGACGCAACACGACUCGUUAUACAGCUUGAAGACAAUCUGGGCGAGCUGCGCAACGGAAUCCCUCUCAUUGGUGUCCUUAUGGCUGACAAACUCCCUAACCGAGGUGCAGUCAAGGGGAUUUUGAGGAAAGCCUGGGAGCCGUUUGGGGAGGUUAAAAUCUCGGUGGUGAAGGACAACUUGUUCGCUAUAACAGUGGAAUCGGAAGAUAUGGCUGGGAGGAUAUUGGAGCGAGGCCCCUGGGCUGUUAUGGGGUACGCUUUCAGUACUCACCCUUAG
Messenger RNA from Prunus armeniaca (apricot), 294 nucleotides. The record is from the annotation of a GenBank genome assembly. Lineage: Eukaryota; Viridiplantae; Streptophyta; Magnoliopsida; Rosales; Rosaceae.